This is a messenger RNA of Cryptomeria japonica (Japanese cedar), 2071 nucleotides long. Its product is annotated as purple acid phosphatase 10. The transcript is spliced from 8 exons. NCBI's taxonomy places the organism in Eukaryota, Viridiplantae, Streptophyta, Pinopsida, Cupressales, Cupressaceae. Gene Ontology annotation, molecular function: protein binding; metal ion binding; acid phosphatase activity. The record is from RefSeq and is a predicted model, not a curated record. The coding region runs from base 392 to 1780 and encodes 462 amino acids.
ACUAAAUAAUAGAAUUGAAUAAUCUAAGUUGCAUGAAUAAAGAACAUGCCGUCUAAUUGCAGUUGCAAAUUUAGUGGACCAUUCUAUAAUUAGAUCAAAAACGAGCUUGAAAGGUGGUCAAUAAACGCACGUUAAAAAAACUCUCGUUUAAAACCCAUAUCCACAUGCAAUCAAUUAUUUUUUAAGAUUGAACAACGCAGAAAAAUUGAAUGCAAGUCUGUGCAAUUCGGCAAGAUGAGGUCACGGAUUGAGAAUAUUCUCCACAAUGCCCCUCUUUUGGUGGAUCUUUAAUCUGCAGAGCAUAUUUACACAGAUGCUGUUGAAUAGCUUUUACUUAUACCCACAGGAGGAUAUAGAUUGAAGAAGUUGAAUCCUUGGGUUUCAUUGCAAAAUGGAAGCACCAUUGAAUCACCUUUUGUUUUUGUUGGUUUUGAUGCUAUUCAGUGGUAUACCAUGUUUUGGUGGAAUAACCAGCAAGUAUGUGAGAAAAACUGAAGCAUCUAUGGACAUGCCCAUGGAUAGUGAUGUUUUUAGGAUUCCAGAAGGUUAUAAUGCCCCUCAACAGGUCCAUAUUACUCAAGGAGAUCAUGAGGGUAGGAGUGUACUUGUAUCAUGGGUUACACCCUCUGAGCCUGGGUCUAAUACUGUUCUCUAUGGAACUGAGCAAUCUAAGUACAAAUAUUCAGCAGAGGGGAUUGUUACAAGCUACAAGUAUUAUAACUAUACAUCAGGCUACAUUCAUCAUUGUACAGUAAAGAGAUUAAAGUAUGAUACCAAAUAUUUUUACAAGAUUGGAUUGGGAAACACAACACGGGAGUUUUCUUUCUUAACCCCUCCAAGCAUUGGUCUGGACACACCUUAUACAUUUGGUAUCAUUGGAGAUCUUGGUCAAACAUUUGACUCAAAUAAGACCUUUCAGCAUUAUUUAAAGACAAAAGGACAGGCAGUUCUGUUUGUAGGAGAUCUUUCUUAUGCAGAUCACUAUCCAUUUCAUGAUAAUAGAAGGUGGGACAGUUGGGGGCGAUUUACUGAAAAAAGUGCAGCUUACCAACCUUGGAUAUGGACAGCAGGAAAUCAUGAGAUUGAUUUUGCUCCUGAAAUUGGAGAAAUACAUCCUUUCAAACCAUACAUGCAUAGAUAUCAUGUCCCAUAUCGUUACUCACAAAGCACGGCUCCAUUUUGGUACUCAAUUAAGCGUGCAUCAGCGUACAUCAUUGUCCUCUCCUCAUACUCAGCAUAUGGAAAAUAUACUCCCCAGUAUCAAUGGCUUAGUGACGAACUUCCAAAGGUUAACAGAUCAGAAACACCAUGGUUGAUUGUUCUCAUGCACAGCCCAUGGUACAAUAGCAAUACUUACCACUACAUGGAAGGGGAGACUAUGCGAGUCCAAUUUGAAUCGUGGUUUACAAAAUAUAAGGUUGACGUUGUUUUCGCAGGUCAUGUUCAUGCCUAUGAGAGAUCAAAGCGGGUAUCGAACGUGGCUUAUAACAUAACAAAUGGGGAGUGUACACCUGCGUUUAAUUCAUCUUCCCCAGUGUACAUUACUGUAGGCGAUGGAGGAAAUAUAGAAGGCCUUGCAUCAGUGUAUACAGACCCUCAACCUGAAUACUCUGCAUACAGGGAAGCAAGUUUUGGACAUGCAAUCUUUGACAUUAAAAAUCGAACUCAUGCUUACUAUAACUGGCAUCGUAAUCAGGAUGGAGAUGCUGUAGUGGGUGAUUCCCAAUGGUUCUACAAUCGGUAUUGGUAUCCUCAAAAUGAACCUACAUCAGAAAUCUAAACCUAAUAUUCUUUUGUAAUUCUGAGAACAUCUCCACAAAUAAGAUCUCUUACCGGGCAUGGUGGUUACCUGGUGUUGAUGGCUGUAACUGGUCACUAACUUCAACAGUAAUCUUCCAACAUUAAUAAAGGCUUGGCUUGUGGGACUUUGAUUUCCUCUCUGUUUUAUCAUUUUUUGAAUGGCGACCUGAUGGAAAAGCAGGGCCAUAACAUGUUAGUUUUGGUUAAUUUAUACUCUGGAGGUGCAUGAUUUGCAUCUGAAUAAUACAUAUAUGCUACCAUAUUCAUACGA